AAUAGUAUACCGAUAACGAUAACGAUAACCAUACAGAGUAUGAAAAGGCUACUGACGAAUCUCUACGUUAAGCUGAUUACAAAUUCCAAAAAAAUUAUAUUUCGCAUCUGAAGGGACAUUCUCUGACGGUGGCUAUAAAGGGGAGAGAUUUUUAAUAAGUAGACCUAAAAAUCUUGGUCUUGAUUGGCAAUAUGUAUUUGGAUUUCAUAAUUUGGUUUUCACCAAAUAAGAACGCUUCAGUAAAUACUUUAUUCCAUACCGAAUCCAAUUUCUGCUCACAAUUCUUUAGUCCUCAUCCCAUCUUUUUUUUUCGAUUUUGUUCCAUGAAAUCGUUUUUAUCAAGGUGUAGUAAUAAAAGCCACGUUUUUGCUCGUUGAGCACAAAGGCAAUCUUUCAUGAAAAAAAUACCUGUCUUUAUUUACCUACCCCACUUUGAUUAAACUUGAAAGUUUUCCGCGCGCUUACGACUCAACCCCAGCAAUUGAAAAAAAGCACCUCAUAAAAAUUCACAUAUACAUACAUACAUAUUUACAAAUCGAAUAUUUGCGACAGAUAUCUAAUCUUCAAAUUGAAGUCGACGAAAUAGUGGCGUCAAAAACUCACACUUACACACACACACACAGAAACCAGUGCAACAACGAGCAAAGCAGCUUAGAUAUUUCUUUAUGAGUAAAAAUUCAAGUUAACCCUAUAUUAAUCAUUAGCGAAUCGGUGGAAAAAAUUAACAGUGUGCAAACAAGCCACGCAACUGAUAGGACAGGCUGAGGCGUGUAACGACAGUCAAUGUAGGGGCGGACGUAUUGUGGGAGGCCAUUCGCUUGAUCAUUACAAACCAUACUUUUGUAUGAACAAAAUAAAACAUACAAUGACGAGCUUAAAAAUCUACAUAAGUACUUAAAACAAAGCAUUGAUUAGAAAAUAAUAGAUUUUGUAGCAGGGGGCAUUGUAACUUGAGAAAAUAUUUUUCACAGAUACAUAGCUGCCAGCUAGCUAUACAGAUAUUUUACACUGUAAGACGCGCUUCAAGUCCAGUUUGAAAAAUAAGAAUAAACUAAAUAGAAGAUUUUAUUGUGAAUGCGCAAACAAAGCGCGGCGACUGUGUAUUUAAGAUUGCAACACGUUGGUAAAGAAUAAGCGGGGAGGGUAGGAUUAAGUAGGUUAACAAAUAAGAGUAGUAGACAGACAGACAGCCAGCCAGCCAGCCAAAUGCAAGAGGCGCACCACCAUCCAACCACACACAACCCAACCUGCCACGAAGGUGGCUGACACUUCGGCGUGGCGACAAGUGGGCAAGACUACCUGCACGCAGAGUACGAGUAUAGGAAAAAAAAAUUAAAUUAGGCUAUAUCAACUGAUAGCGCGCGCGAUAUACAUAUGUACGUUCCAAAGCCAGCUGAGUCAGAGCUGCGCUGGAAACUAUGUAUGUAUAUGUAAGUACUUUUGUUACACUUGUAUGAGUUUGUGCACCUAAGUUUUAUAGCGCUGGUCUGCGUGAGGUGUACGCAAACAAAUACUCAGCCCGCGACGACAACAAAGUUUAAGAUAAGAUUGAAGCGCUGAUAGGCUGAUAUGUACAUAUGUACGUAGUGGGUUCUUUCAAAAGGCAUUGGAGAACAAUUCAGCAAUUUUAAGUAGCAGGUGAAGUCGUACCUACAUAUAAUGGUAGAGAUCUAUGUAGGUAUAUUAGAGUCAAAUGAAUGGUUUAAAAAAACUAUGGAUAUUUGCUUAAACUCAAAAAAGCCUCGAUAGCCCCGAGUAUCGCGAAACUUAAGAAAAAUACCCUCGAGUUCGAGUUUAAAGGUCUCAAGUGAAAUACAUUGUAUUUUGAUUUUGCCGAGUGAGAGCGAAACUCAGCCCUGUAUAUAUGUGUAUGUAUUUUAUUCACUAAGAUGAUCGUUUUACUUUGAGGCAACUAUGGAAAGUUAAGCUUGCCGACAACAAAGUUGCACAGCCGUCUUUUGUCAACCCAGAGAGCUCAUCGGGGCUUCUCGUAUUUAAAUCAGAGGUGGCAGCUAUGUAUGAAAGGGGCAUUCGACUGGCAAUUAGUGUUCUACGAUCUAGCCGUUAGUCGACUGGCGGUAUGGACAACAGCACUUCUUCAGCUGGCCAAUCGCCUACUCUCGGUUCUGAUAGGAGCUUUGGUCGGACACUAUACACUAACCCCCAUUGCCGUAUCUGUGCUGUUUUUGCAAGAUUAAGGUUCAUACAUUCGGCUCGUAUUUCAGCGGCACCAUCGAGGAAUACUCUGGGGUGGGUGAUCAUUGGCUGCCUGCGGAACUUCGUUUUUAGCAUUCAGCACUUUUCUCAACAACAACUACAUAUGGAUUAUCUGCGGUUACCGUUCUAGCAAAAUCGAGUUAUUAAGUGGCAACACAAUAGACAAUAUAAAAAAUGUCUAAGUGUAUCCUCCGCGAGGCUGCCGUCUAACCUUACCUAACCUCACCUCAAUGCAUACAUACGUAUGUAUGUAUGAGAAUGUAUUUUCAGAAGUUUUCAUUCCGUUUUUCAUUGUUCAUAAGCAAUUUUUUGAAGUAAUAAGCUACAUUCGCUGGCCUCUUCAGAACAAUCAUCUUAUACGCCACCCUCUGCCUUUCGCCAGCUAUUCAAGCGCGUCAUCACCGUGGCUACGGCACAGUUAAUGCCUUGUAAAACAAGCAAAUAUACGCUAGCACUGGCUGACAGAAAGGGUGGACAAGGUGUAUGUAUGCAUGUAUGUAGCGUGCUAAAAUUUGGAGACGCAGCAAAGCGAACUACGCCACAGACCAGAGACUAAGCUCAGCGCAGCUACAGUUCGUCCCAAAACCAAAGCGAGCGCUUAUCAUAAAAUUAAAAUCGUUAUCAUUAUCAGCAACGACGAUAACUCGUCGAACGCUGCAUAUGUGUGUGUGUCCGCUUGCAGUUGUGCCAGUGUUAGUACGAGCUCGAAAGUUACCGUUUGUUUAGACGCUUAACUGUUUUGGGGCUAAAUAUUCUCAUUAUGUGUGCUGCGCCCUGCUUUGGCUUUAGCUUUGGUUUUUGUCAAACGUUUAUUAAUUAAUCGUCAGUAAAGCAAAAACAAAACAAAAGCAUAUUUAUUAAAGGUGAAAAAGCGCACGCUCAAGAAAGCAACGUAAAACAAAAAAAAAAACAAAAAACAAAGCGCUUAUGUGUUAGUAAAUGUGCGUAUAUGUGUAGCUGGAUACGCAGACAAGCAUGCAAGUUUCACGGUUUUAUCACAAACUCGGUCUACUACCGUCAGGCGGCUACAAAAAAUACUCGUCUAACUGUCAGUUAUACGUGCUCUGGGCCGACUCUAAACGGCCAGUCCGUUUCACACAGCCCGCAGCUCAACAACGCACACGCUGUGGUUCGUUAACAGCCGCGGCCCGGCUCUACUUCUUCAAGACGUCUCACAAAAAGCGCAUGAAAAUGGAGAAGACUCCCCGCUACACGCAACGGGAGCGCAAUAUGGUGUUGGGUUUUGCCGCUCAAUAUAAGGACGUCAUCGAGAAUAAGCGCACCGAUGCCGAAUCGAAUCGAAAAAAGGACGAAGUCUGGCGUCAAAUAGCAAAAGAGUUCAACGCGCGUGUCUACCACCAACGCUCCUCCAAGCAAUUGCGUCAACUGUACAAGAAUAUGAAGCUGCUGUUGAAGAAGGAUCUCUGUGGCGAAGGCAAGGGCAACCGCACAUUUAUGGAUCUGUUACAUACGCUGUCGCAGCAGGAGUCCGUGGCGCAAUACAUAUCGGAACAAAUGUCGCCGAACGGUGGUAGCGGCGUGGGCAAUGGCAGCUAUGGCGGCAAUCGACAGCACAAAUACGAUGAUGACUACGAUGACUCAAAGAAUCCCUUCCCACAACUCGCCGCUCUCGCCUACGAUGGCAUGGAUCCCGACGUGAUUGUCAUAAAAUCCGAGGACAUUAGCGACAAUGAUCAGUCGCAACCGCCUGAGGACAUGGACGACGACGAUGGAGAUUGCCUGAGCUCGAAGGACAUACCGGAAGUUUGCCUCGAGGAGGAAGAUGAUGAAAUAUUCGCUACUGAUUUACGCCAAUCAACACCCCUCCCGCCAGCACAUACGUCUCAACGUGGUUCCUUAACCGCAAAUGGUCCACCUCCGCAGCAAAACGGCUCACAGCAGCAGCAACAACCCGAAGUGACAAUACAAAAUGUUGGCGGCAUACGCGUUGGCAGCAUUGGCAGCUUGGCCAAUUUGAAGGCGCUACAAAAUGGCGUCAAUAACUCUGCGCUCAGCAUACCUAACAACAGCGGCGGCGGCGGCGGCGGCGGCGGCAGCAGCCACAACAAUGCCGGCACCAAUAGCAACGCACAUAGCAGCCAUCAUAACGGCCGUCAAACGCCCAGCACACGCCAACAGGUGAGCGCCGAACAGCAAGCCGCGCAGCAAUUGCUACUCAACGGCCUUGGCUUGAGCGCCGUGCAUCCGCCGGAGCCGCCACUGCCGCAGCUGCAGCGCGCUACACAUACAGGCAACCACAACAACAGCAACAGCAGUCUUAUCAACAGCACAAAUCAGCUGCUGCUGAGCUUGAAUGCCAACGCCGGCUAUGCUGGCUUGCACAAAAACAGUCACAGUCAUGGGCACAAUCACGGUCACAGUCAUCACAACGGCCAUGGGGGCAACGGCGGUGGCGGCCUGCACAAUCACAGCAACAGCAGCAGUGGUAGCAGCAGCGGCAUCGGCUUGGGUACCGGCGGUGGAGCACACAGCGGCACUAAUAGCCGCAAUAAUGAUUAUCUAAUGUCGCUGGCGAUAAAGGAGCGCGAGAGAAAAAUUGACUUGUUGAAUGCACAAAUCGAGUACUGGAAGACGCUUACGAAGAAGUUGGACGCUAAUGCGGCGCAUAAUCCGACGCCAGCGUGCAUGUGUCAUUUUCCCGGCAAAGUGAAUGGUUUGCAAACGCCGACAAGCAGCAGCUAGUCCGAUACGGAAGAGGAGGAGGAGGAGGAAGUUAAGGCGGAAGAGGUGGUCGAUGAGAAGAGGAAGGCAAGCGCAGUAGACGGCAAGGUUGCAGAUGAGGCGCUUGGUGCGACCGGAAUGAUUGAAAGCGAUGCGGCCGCUUUGGAGCUCAAUGCGCAAGAAGUGGCGGGGGAAAGUGGUGUGACGGCGAAAAUGAUGAGAGAUGAAGUGUUACGCGCCGCUGGCAACUCGCUUGCAUCCUCCUCCUCCACUGGUAAUGCGGCUGG
Molecule: messenger RNA, 5186 nt
Organism: Rhagoletis zephyria (snowberry fruit fly)
Lineage: Eukaryota; Metazoa; Arthropoda; Insecta; Diptera; Tephritidae
Product: probable serine/threonine-protein kinase DDB_G0282963
Source: RefSeq, a predicted model, not a curated record